AUACGUCAUAAGAUGAUCAUCUUGUAAAUAUAAAAGCGCGAACCGCGACGCGAUUUUUGUCGUCCACUCUGAAAAAUGUCUUACGCUUCUGUAGCAGGUUCAAACUUGCCUUCUUCUCAACCCCGUCCAGACCCAGCUCUUUGGACCACCGAUUCUCCUACCGCUUCCAUCGUAGCUGAUGACGCAUCCAAAGUCAAUUUAGUCCAUCCAGACUUUAAAGAACAUCCUGCCACUGUAUACUCCGAAAAUCGACCUCCUCCCGAUGAUACUCCGAGUCCCAGAAAUAAAAAGAACAGGCGUUUGCGUGAGGCAGAAGCUGAAGGCCUGUACCUGUGGCAAAUCACAAAGCAAUAUCUUUUCAGACCCGGCGUUGCUGGCGGUCUCAUUGGCAUAAUAAACCUUGGCCUCCUCGCUGGAGCUUCUCGCGCAUUCUACACACAGCCCAAUCUGCGCAGUGACAGAAAAGUUAUCGCGAGCACCACGGCUGCUGCUCUUGCUAUUCUUGGUGUCGAAGGUUUCGCCGCAGAGAAAUAUGCUCAAACCCCCAAAGGCCAGAACGAAGCGCGUCGCGCCAAGGAAGAGGGAACUCUUAUUUACAAGCAUCUCAGAGAGAAUAUCUUGCGCCCUGGAGUCCUCGGUGGCUUGCUUGGCCUAGUCAACGCUGCCAUCUUGGGCUCUGUUGGGUACCUUUCCUACAUUCAUUGGAACAAGCCCACUUGGGAUAGACGCGUCGUAUCUGCAAUUUCUGUCGGACUCUUUACCCUGUGGGGAAGUGAAGGUGCACUCGCAGAGCGAUAUCGAGCAACGCAUCAUUGAGUAAAUUAUGUAUAUGUGUAAACACGCCAGUAGUACUUUAUUAUCAUCCCAGGUUGUAGUAAUAAAAAUCCCUCCUUGCUCUCUCGA
Molecule: messenger RNA, 903 nt
Organism: Lentinula edodes (shiitake mushroom)
Lineage: Eukaryota; Fungi; Basidiomycota; Agaricomycetes; Agaricales; Omphalotaceae
Exons: 5
Coding region: 76-816 (246 amino acids)
Source: RefSeq, a predicted model, not a curated record